GCAGGGAUGGAAUGACGUGUCCUGUGGAGAGCUGAGGUUCUACGUGUGUUCGAUGGAGACAAGAUCUGGUUUAGCAGCAUUACCAAGUCAGAAGCAAGCACACGAGAGAGAACUGGUUGAAGAGGUGAGUAUUUAUGACGUCCUGUGGGAGACCAGUAAGAGAGUAGCAGAUGAGACCCUCUACUCAGCCUUCCUCAGAGGGAUGUAUUCCAGACGUCUGCCUGCCCGCUUCUACGCUGACUUCUGCCACCAGGAGGCGCUAUACCUGGACAGAGUCAUCACCAUGCUGCAGGUGCUGAUCAGAACAGUCCAGGGUCCCCCAGACAUCAUGCUGUUUCUCCAGACAACACAUCAACACUACCAGGAGUCUCUGAAGGAGGCCCAGAACCAAACUCCACCACACCUGAACCUGUCCUCCAUCCAGCCCUCUGCAGCCGUGCGUCAGUACCUCCAAAGCUUCCAUGACAUAGUGAAUGAGGAGCCCAUUUACUGGCUGGUGUCUCUGCUGCCCAGAGCCCUGCUCAGACCUUACCUGGCACAACACCUGCCCCUGGGAGAGAGGACCAGACCAGGCCCCAGCCCCUGCCUCUACCCCUGGCUAAGCCUCUUCCCCUGCCCCUGCUACCAGUGGGGGGGGAGAGGACAUGAAGUCAGACCAGAGGAACCAGAAGGACAAGUCAGGGUCAUAUUACAGGCCUCUACUGGAGAAGUACCAGGAUGUGAUAGACGUCUAUAAGGCUGUCAACAUCUUCAGAGUCCAGAUGAUCAACGAGAAGGCUCUCUUCACCUCCAGUUGGUUUCCCACUGGUGACGAGGAGGAAGUGGAGGACCAACCCAUCCUUGUGUGGUCUGUGGAGUCUGGAUCUGACGUUAGGGUGAAGCUGUAGCAGUGCAGCUGUAUAAUGCAGGAAGCUGUGUGGGUGUGGCUGUGUGAUUUCACGCUGGGCUGGACUGUUCCUCUUGUCAGACAUAUUCCAAUAUUCCACUUUUAUGUUUGAAACUUCCCCCCAACAACAACUGUUUAAACUGUAUUAAUGCAAUAACUCAAUGAAUGCACAAAUCUAAUAAUUGUCAACAAAGGGGCUAAAAUGAAAUAAAAAAUGUUUAGGUAAUAAAAACAUAGAAUGAAACAA
This is a messenger RNA of Coregonus clupeaformis (lake whitefish), 1133 nucleotides long. RefSeq lists its product as uncharacterized. The record is from RefSeq and is a predicted model, not a curated record. The transcript has 8 exons. The coding region runs from base 53 to 736 and encodes 227 amino acids. Lineage: Eukaryota; Metazoa; Chordata; Actinopteri; Salmoniformes; Salmonidae.